CGAAAUACCUGAACAAGGCAGCAAUCUUCAAGGGUGGCUGUUAGCAUUUGCUUCCGGUUUAGCUUGUUGCAUAGGAGCCUCCGCAGUUUUUUCAGACAUCCUUAUUCCAAAGUUAAAGGUCACUAGACAUAAGCAAAAUUUAAAUUUUAUGGUUGCGUCAUUUGCUCUCGGGUCAGGAGUAUUGCUAUAUUCAAGCUUUUUUACUUUGUUACAUGAAUCAAAGAAACAUUUUAUGGACGCUGAAAUAUCAAAGGGACACUCCAGUUAUUACUUGAUCUUCUUUUACUUUUUGGGUGUAAUUGGAUCCGUUUUGAUCAAUUAUUUGAUUCAUAAUUUCAUUACGGACGAAUCUUUCCAUUCUCAUCAUCACAAUCACCACAACUUUCCUCAAAAUGAAACUCCAAUACACAAAAUUUCAAAAAAAACUUCAAAAAUGAAUAGCUUGAAUCUUGUCGACAGUCAUAGCGAAAAUACACCACUGCUAAAAAAUCACUUUGAUGAACACACUGCUGACAUAUCUAAAGAUGAUUAUUGCAAUUUACAAAAUAUUCGUAAUUUCAAUGAAGCCGACAGCUCAGAAAGUCACCCCAUUUUUGUUGUGGAUAGUGAUACUGAUGAAUCUCCUAUUCCUUCUGGUGAUAGAGAUAAUUGUCAUCAUCAUCAUAAUCACGACCAUUCAAAAUCUGAUCAAGAGAAUGCAAAAUUAAUGCAAAUAGGAAUUCAAACUGCUUUAGCAAUUUCUAUUCAUAAAUUUCCAGAGGGUCUUAUAACUUUCGUUUCUUCUCAAGCGUCUCGUUCCCUUGGUUUCGCCCUAUUCGCCGCUAUUGCUUUACAUAAUAUCAUAGAAGGCCUCACUAUUGCUCUCCCUAUAUAUAUCGCAACACGUUCACGAAUAAAGGCGUUUUUGUACUCUAGCAUUUUGGGUGGUUUUAGUCAACCAUUAGGUGCUCUAAUUGGCUGGCUAUUUCUAAAUGAGUCACUCUUCAGUUGUUGGAAUCACAACUUUAUUUACGGAGCUUUGUUUGCCGCAACCAGUGGUUUAAUGAGUGUUAUUUGCAUCAAUGGAAUGCUGCCUCAAGCAGUCAAACAUGAUACAAAAGAUGGUCAGCUCGUGAGCUUUUUCUUUUUCCUUGGAGUCUUUUUCAUGGGCAUGAGCUCUGCAUUAUUUGAGCAAUCAUAG
This is a messenger RNA of Dentiscutata erythropus, 1180 nucleotides long. NCBI's taxonomy places the organism in Eukaryota, Fungi, Glomeromycota, Glomeromycetes, Diversisporales, Gigasporaceae. The record is from the annotation of a GenBank genome assembly.